Messenger RNA from Auanema sp. JU1783, 4761 nucleotides. Lineage: Eukaryota; Metazoa; Nematoda; Chromadorea; Rhabditida; Rhabditidae. The record is from the annotation of a GenBank genome assembly.
UUGAUUGUGAAAAAUGUCUGCCCUCAUGAGGAAGUUGAGAUUGUAACUGUCAAGGAGCCAUGUGUGCAGGCAUACACAAAGUACAUUAGAAGUAGAAAACCUGGCUGUCAUGGAAAAUUCCGAGCUUGUUCUGUUCGUGAGCCGAAAGUUGUAUAUUUCCACACAUAUAAGAAAGUUAAUCGUACUCGUCGUCAUGUAACACCUGAGUGCUGUCCUGGAUGGAACUUCGUUUCUGGAAUAGGAUGUCAACGUGCUAAUUGCUCAUCAGACUUAUGCCACAAUGGAGGAACAUGCUUGCCUAUACGUAAUGGUACUGAUCAAAUCUGUGAAUGUGCAACAGGAUUUACGGGAAUUAAAUGCCAAUAUGAUGUUAAUGAGUGUCUCGUAGAUAAUGGUGGAUGUCAUCAUGAUUGUGUUAAUACUAUUGGCACUUUCUAUUGUCGAUGUUGGCCUGGUUUUGAACUUGCGGAAGAUGGCAAAAUGUGUAAAGAUAUUGAUGAAUGCUCUGUUGUUAACGGGGGAUGUUCUCACCGUUGUAUAAACACUCCAGGAGGCCAUAGGUGUGAUUGUCCACCCGGAUUACAACUCGAUAGUAAAGGCAGAAAAUGCGUUGAAGCCAACAGUUGUUCUUCGGACAACGGAGGGUGCGAUCAUAUUUGUGAAGAACGCGAUGGACGGUUCUUCCGAUGCAAAUGUCGGCAAUCCUAUGAACUAAGCGAUGAUAAACGAACAUGUGCCCCUAUUGAUCCAUGUAAGAAAGAUAAAGCUGGAUGUCAUCAUCAUUGCGUGAGCGAUAAUGGUCGUGCUAGAUGCCAAUGCUAUCCUGGAUAUCGUUUAGCAUAUGAUAGACAAAGUUGUGUUGAUGUUGAUGAGUGCAUAAUAAAGAAAGGAGGUUGUCAGCAUGAGUGUGUCAACAUGUAUGGAUCGUACAGAUGUCAAUGUCGAUUCGGGUUCACUCUCUCCGAAGAUGGUAGAAGCUGUGAGGAAAGAUUAGGAGGUUGCCAAGUUGCAAACGGUGGUUGUCAGCAUGACUGUUACGAUCAACCUGAUGGUGGGCAUAUUUGCAAAUGUCGCGAAGGAUAUGAUUUGGAUGACGAUGGCUCCAGUUGUCACGAUACCAACGAAUGCGAAAAAACUAAUGGAGGUUGUAGCCAACUGUGCGUCAAUAAACCCGGGUCUUUCGAGUGUCAAUGCAAGCCAGGAUAUUUGUUAUCAUAUGAUGGCAAGAACUGUGAAGAUAUUAACGAAUGCUCGGAAAGUAAUGGAAGCUGCCAACAAACUUGCUUGAAUCUCGACGGACAUUAUGAAUGCUCUUGUAGAGAUGGAUACCGCUUGGCAAAUGAUAGACAUACUUGCCACGAUAUCAACGAAUGUUUAAUCAAUAAUGGAGGAUGUAGUCAACUUUGUCGAAAUGAAGACGGAGCAAGACGCUGUGAAUGCUUUGCAGGUUUUGAAUUGGACGAAGAUGAAAUGUCUUGCUCAUCAGUAGGAUUGAUGGUCAGUGGCGGAAGUCCUACCCAAGCUCUGACAGCUUGCCCCAAAGGAACCUUCGGUCCAAAAUGUCAUUUCACAUGUGAAGAUUGCAAGAACGGGGGAACAUGUACGGAGUCGUCUACGUCAUGUGAAUGUCCCUCAGGAUAUGCUGGGCCAAUUUGUGAUGAUGUGUGUCCGGAUGGUACGUGGGGUAUAGGAUGCAAUCAAAUUUGUCGAUGUGAACGCGGUACAUGCGAUCCUAUUAGUGGACAGUGCCGAUGUGUGUCACCAAAUGAAGAUUGCGCUUCUGGUCAGGGACCCUGUCCACCUGGAUUUUAUGGAGCAAUGUGCCAAUUGAAAUGCCGCAUGAACUGCGAGCCAGAUGGAAGAUGCGAUCCCAUGUAUGGAUAUUGCACUUGUUCAGAAGGUCAUUAUGGAGAAAAAUGUGAUAAGAAGUGUCCUUCUUUUGCAUUUGGUAAAAACUGUCGACACUCGUGCAAAUGCGUGCGGGAGAAUUCAGAUGGUUGUGAUUCUAAGACUGGAAAAUGUGUGUGCCGUGCAGGGUUUUAUGGACCUACUUGCAAGCGUCCUUGUCCCCCCGGAUUUUAUGGCUCAAGUUGUGCCAAAAAGUGUCGUUGUCCAGAAGGCAUAAGAUGUGACUCGUCAACUGGAGAAUGCACAAAAAAGUGUCCACCAGGGUAUAUGGGAGAUAAAUGUGAUCGCGUUUGUUCACCUGGGUUUUAUGGUUAUGAUUGCAAUUCAAAAUGUGACUGUAGUGGCCAAGAUGGGCAACCCCUCGUUUGUCAUCAUGUCACUGGCACAUGUAGCUGUUUGUCUGGUCUCACUGGUUUAAUGUGUGAUGAGAAAUGCCCAGUGGGCUUGUAUGGUCCCAACUGUGCACACGAAUGUUCAUGCAAGAACGGGGCUGAUUGUAAUCCUAAAGACGGGAGUUGCUUGUGUUCCCCAGGCUUUUAUGGCGCUUUUUGUAGCGAAGUCUGUCCAUCUGGUAGAUGGGGCAAAGACUGCAUGAAAUUAUGUGAUUGCCAAAAUGGAGGAAUCUGUAGUCCAACUAACGGUCACUGUGAAUGUCGAGCAGGUUGGCAUGGAGAAAAAUGCGAAACGAGUUGUGUGCGUGGAAUGUUUGGGAAGGGAUGCAGCCAGAAAUGCGAUUGCAACGAUGGAAUGCACUGUGACCCAUUGGAUGGAGAAUGCAUUUGCCCACCUGGCAAGAGAGGAGCUAAAUGCGACAAAAUGUGUGAGCAAGGCCAUUUUGGUGCUGCAUGUAGAGGAGUGUGCAGUUGUAGCAACGGAGGAUCCUGUGACCCUGUGACAGGUAGCUGUAGUUGCGCACCCGGCUGGAGAGGAAAAAGAUGUGAACGUCCCUGUCCUGACGGGCGAUAUGGUGAUCAAUGCAGAGCAAUUUGUGACUGCAGCACUUCUAAUGAUACGUCUGUGUAUAAUCCUUUCGUUGCAAGAUGCGAUCAUAUAUCUGGAGAAUGUAGAUGUCCUGCUGGUUGGACAGGCCCUGAUUGCGAAACUCCUUGUCCUCCUGGAAGAUGGGGGUCCGGAUGUCGAAGCUCAUGCAGCUGUGCCAAUGGAGGCUCAUGUGAUCGUCUCACAGGCUUCUGCGAUUGCCCUGCCGGAUUCAUGGGUAAAGACUGUGAAACAAAAUGUCCUUCUGGAUUUUGGGGGCCGGGUUGUAUAACUCAUUGCCUUUGCAUGCAUGAUGGAGGUUGUGAUCCAUUAACAGGAGCAUGUACUUGUGGCGCCGGCUGGACUGGCAAAGCUUGCGAAUUUUUGUGCCCGUUCGGGUUAUUUGGAAUAGACUGCAAACAAUCUUGCAAUUGUCUUAAUGGAGCAGGAUGCAACCGCAUUGACGGAAAAUGUGAAUGCUUACCUGGAUGGGCUGGCGAGCGCUGUGAACUUUCUUGUCCCAGCGGCUCAUAUGGAAAGGGAUGUGAGGAUGUUUGCGACUGUGAUAAUGGAGCUACAUGUGAUGCUGUGAGCGGACAUUGCACUUGCCAAUCUGGGUGGAGAGGUAGAAAAUGCAAUAGACCUUGCAUAAAAGGCUACUAUGGCAAACAUUGCUCUCAAAUAUGUCGGUGUUCGAAUAAUAAACCAUGUGAUCAUAUCACAGGGAAAUGUCAGUGUCCUAAGGGAUAUACUGGGCCGUCUUGCACAGAGUUAUGUCCUGAAGGAACGCAUGGUGAACAAUGCGAACAAAAGUGUGAAUGUGGUGAGAACUCUGAAUGUGAUCCUAUAUCUGGAAGAUGCUACUGUAGACCGGGAUACACUGGAGCAGAUUGUAAGACAGGCUGUAUUGAAGGAAGAUAUGGUCCAAACUGCGAGCAUGUUUGUGAAUGUGAAAAUGGAGCUCUAUGUCACAAAACAACUGGAGAAUGCGAAUGUCCUCCUGGACUAAUUGGCACUAGGUGUGAAACUAGUUGCCCUUCUAAGCGUUAUGGAGAGAGAUGCGAGAAAAUCUGCUCGUGUGAAAAUGGAGCCACUUGCGAUCCUUUGACGGGACAAUGCAAAUGCACGGCUGGGUUUACGGGUUUGACAUGUAAUCAAGUGUGUCCUGAUGGACGAUGGGGACCAGGCUGCAAAGAAAAGUGUCGCUGUGCUAAUGGCGCAUACUGCGAUCCAUCGACCGGAGCUUGCCGAUGUAAUCUUGGUUAUGUUGGAGCAACGUGUGAACAGAGCUGCCCUCCAGGGAAAUAUGGCAUGAACUGCACGCUAGACUGUGAAUGUCAUGGAAAUGCAAAAUGUGAUCCCGUUCAAGGGUGUUGCGACUGUCCUCCUGGAAGAUAUGGUACUAGAUGUCAAUUUGUUUGUCCACAAGGCUUCUAUGGCUGGUAUUGUAGUCAAUCAUGCGAUUGUCAGAACGGAGCACUGUGCGACUCCGCUGAUGGGCGCUGUCUGUGUCCACCGGGAUAUCAAGGAGAUCACUGUGAGGAAUCAUGUAAAAAUAAUACAUUUGGACCUCACUGUCAACUUCAAUGUGAUUGCGGCGAUUUUGCUUGUAACCCUAUUGACGGUACAUGCAUCUGCCCUGUAGGAACACAUGGGCCUAGGUGUGAACAGACAUGUCGACCAGGUCGUUAUGGUGAAAACUGUGCUCAUAAAUGCCAGUGCUACAACGGAGCAACAUGUGAUCGAAAAACGGGGAAAUGUGGUUGUUCUCCCGGAUACUUGGGACCAACUUGUCAAUCUGAGCUCUCAGACCAAAACAGUGUUGCGAAACGAGGUGACUUACCUGACGAAUGGGAGUUCCGCCGUAAACGUUAA